UUUUUUUUUAAAGAAUUUCAAAAGUUAUUCUCUUAAAGAUUAUAUUAGCAUUCAUCAAUCUCUUCCGACAUAAUCCCUUUAUCAUAUCUUUUAUUGCAGGAUAAUAAAAAGGCUAAAAUUAGAAAAAAACAAUAAAAAAUAGGUUCUUAAUCUUUGAUUUACAAAUCUACAUCCACAACUUUAUAAAGUCAACAUGUCACAAGGACCACCUCGACCUUACCCAUCUCAUAAUUAUCCUGCAAUUCAGAAUAAUUCAAUGCCUAGACAGCAACAGAUUAUAAAUAAUCAACAAGCUUUUGAACAUACAUUAAUUACAAGUAGUCCACCUGCAAUGACGCAUGUUCAAACAACAAAUAGUUCUGCAAGUGCAGGAAGUAAUAGCACAAACACAAAUAGCCCUAAUAAUACAAGUAGAGGUAUAACGACAACACCACUAGGCUCAACACAAGAAACACUUUAUUGUGAUAGUUGCCAAACUUUUCGUCAUAUUUCAUUCUUUCAAGAGAGGGAAUUUAAAUACAAAGUAUGUAAUUUAUGUCAUACUCGUGAAUUACAGAAAAGAAAACAUCAAUUGGAGAGAUAUGAAUUAUACGAAGAGCAUCAGAGAAAUUAUAAACAAGCUAGAUAUCAAAAUAUACAAUACAACGCUCCACAGCAACAGCAGCUGUCCCCUCAGCAACAGCUACAUUCUUCAACUUCGAUAAAUAUCAACAAUAAUGCUGGAGGCGUCUUACCUCCCCCUCCUUCUCAAUCCAUAUCUUCACCUCAAACUAAACAAUCUUCAUCAGCUACCUCUGUAAUGCCAACUAAUAAUGGCAAUGUUAAUAAUAGUAAUAACAACAAACAUAUUAAUAGAGCGCACAUGUUUACACCUCCUAUAGUGAGUCAAGCGCACAUGCACUCUCAACAAAUGAUGCAAUCUUCCAUUCCAUUACCUUUACCUAAUCAGCAAUCCCAAUCACAUCCUCAGCAACUACAAUCUCAAGAUUUACAACAGAUACCACAGCACCAAUUAAAGCAUGAACAUUUACUUCAAAGAUUGGAUAAAAGCAAUAUGAUUAAUAAUUCAAAUACUCAACGAAGCACUGUGCCAACUACUAAUGCUAGUUUAGCUUCAAGUAGUUUACCUUCAUCAGUGAGUAUAAUGGCACCUGCAAAUGCAUCUUUGGCACAAAAUCAAGCAUCGUUACCAUCAACAAUACGACAUAAAUCAUCCUCUUCUACUUCUGCGGAAAAGGCAUCACAGGAAAUAAUUAGUUUAGAAAGAUUUGUGAAGGAAUUAGAAAAAGAGACUGAAUUUGAUCGUAAACAAUAUCACCUUGAUAUUGGUCAAUUAAUUGACAAUAUGGGGGAAAAUCCUAAUUUCACUCAACUAGGCAGAAGUAUUUGUGAAAGGGUAUUAGAAGGAACAAAGUUCAACUUUAGGUAAGGUAACUUAAUUUUAUUUAUAUGCAUAUCUUUGUAACAUCUUUAAUUAGUUUGAAAGAUCGUCGACGAUCUACAAAGAGCCCAGAUACCUUAUCAACAUUAAGAUA
Messenger RNA from Cokeromyces recurvatus, 1535 nucleotides. RefSeq lists its product as uncharacterized. NCBI's taxonomy places the organism in Eukaryota, Fungi, Mucoromycota, Mucoromycetes, Mucorales, Mucoraceae. The coding region runs from base 194 to 1429 and encodes 411 amino acids. The transcript is spliced from 2 exons. The record is from RefSeq and is a predicted model, not a curated record.